GAAAUUUAGCUGGUCAUGUGACUAUGACUCCCCCCUCUCGUGACCCCGGAGAGACGAGGGAGCCCAUACCAACACAGGAGGCGGGAUUGUGCUUUGGGACGCGGACUGGUCAGUGUGAGAAGCAGCUGUUCGGGGCUGGUGAAAUUCCAACAUGGCAGUGGCUGUGGUCAGUGUUUCCUGCGUUAACUUGGGAUGGUUUCAGCUCGCACGCAACCUGGCUUAACCUCGGCACCCCGUUCAUCAGCAGAACCCGUCCCCGGGAUCGAUGCGACCCUAAACCCCCCACUUGAGAGGUCGACCUGUCGUUAAAAAAAGCAGCACGAGAUGAUCAGCAGCAGCAGCGUCUAUGGCUUAAAGAUGCAGUGGACCCCCGAGCACAGCCAGUGGGCCGAACAGCAUUUCGACAUAUCCUCCACCACGCGCUCGCCAGCCCACAAGGCUGAGGCCUACAGGGCGGUGCCUGGCCACCUGCAGCGCUCAGCCACCUACCAGUACGCCUGGGCCAAUGACGACAUCUCAGCCCUCACCGCCUCCAACCUGCUCAAGAAGUAUGCCGAGAAGUAUUCCGGUAUUCUGGAGAUGCCGGGCUCCUAUUCAGAGGUCCAGGGGGUGAUGAACGGACGGAAAGGUGAAUCAGAGCCUUGGCAGGACGGCGUCUACCCCAUGAGCUGCAUCCCAGAAGGGGUUUCCAUCAGAAAGGGAGGGGUGGCGGUGGCCUCAGACGUGGUGUCUGGCAUGUGCAGCUCCCCGGGCCUUGCCUCCAGCACCCUGAGUGAGCCCAGCUACUCCAGCAGCAGUUGUGGGAGCCACACAGCCACCGCGCUCCACUCCUCCUCCAUGCCCUCUCAGGAAUACGGCCCUCCGUACAGCAGCUCCUACCUGCACAGUAGUUACAGCUCCCAGUCUGCCCCCGCCCCAGCACUUCCCUCCCCACUGCAUAGCUCUGGGCUCCUGCAGCCACCCCCUCCGCCGCCCUCCCACCCCACUUUAGUCCCAGCGUACAACGGAGGCUCCCCCAACUUGUCUAGUUAUAAUUACCCCCCAGCAGGCUACCCGGCACAGAGCUCUGUCGGGCCAGGAUACAGCCCUGGAGGAGCACCCCCUCCAUCAUCAUACCUCCCCUCAGGCAUUGCUGCACCUACACCUCUUCCCCCCUCUUCUACUUUACCUGGAUACCCAUACCAGAGCCACAACCUGACCCCAAUCGCCCCCACUCCUCUCAACGGUAGCUCCUCCAACUCACUGAAGAGAAAAGCCUUCUACAUGACAGGCCAGGGAGAGAUAGACUCCGCUUAUGGUAACUUUGGCUAUGGCCAGGCUCGGAGCUCCGCUGAGAGCCCCAUGUACAGGAUAGCUGACAGCAGCAGCGCAAACGGAGGCUCCAACAGCGCCAGUGGAUUCGACAGAAGUGCUGAAAAGUCGUCUUUUAAUCCUCAGAAGCAGUCCACAAUGUCCUCCGAGCAGCAGAGGAAGUACAGCAGCCAGGCAACAGGUGGGCCACUGACUCCACCAGCCUACGUCACCUCCACCCUAGGGGGUUCCCGCUCAACAGAUUCCCUUGCCAGCUUCACCUCCCCUUCCCUCAGUGAGCAAGGUGCUGAUGAACACCGUCUCCACCUCUCCCACUCAGCACCAGGGCCUACCUCCUCCUCAUCCACUUCCUCCUCCCGGCCUGCUGAAGAGCAGCUAAAAACCAGUGACCCUCACCUCCUCGACAUGGUUACCUCUGAAAUCGUUCAGCAGGGGCCCCCAGUGGAUUGGAGUGACAUUGCAGGACUAGAACUAGCCAAGGCAACCCUGAAGGAAGAGGUCCUGUGGCCCAUUCUGCGCCCGGACAUGUUCAGCAGCUUAGGCCCGGCCCCACAUUGCGUGUUGCUUUUUGGCCCCAGGGGCAGUGGCAGGACGUUGCUGGGGCGCUGCCUGGCCAGCCAGCUAGGGGCACCGUUCCUCCAGCUCAAUGGUUCCACGUUGGCCACCAAGUGGCUGGCAGAGGGAGAAAAAAUCAUUCGUGCAUCCUUCCUGGUGGCGCGCUGCCGGCAGCCUUCCGUACUGUUCAUUAGUGAGGUGGACAUGCUGCUGUCAGCUCACCUCAGCGAAGAGAGUCCCAUCAACCGGCUGAAGGGGGAGCUACUCGCCCAGUUGGACUCCCUUCUCAUGGGCUCAGGCGAGGACGGAGGCAACCAAGUGUUGGUGGUUUGCUCCACAAGCAGACCUCAGGACAUGGAUGAAGGGUUGCGCAGGUACUAUGCUCGGAGGGUCCUCGUGCCUCUGCCGGACGGCGCAGCCCGACACCAGAUCGUCAGCCAGCUCCUAGUUCAAUCUCAGCACAAAUACUGCCUGAGCGAGGAGGAGCUGGCGCUGCUGGUCCAGCAUACCGAAGGUUUCUCUGGACUGGACCUGGCCAGACUCUGUCAGGAGGCCCUCGUAGGUCUGUUACACGUCUCUGCACAGGGCAUGGACAUGUCGGGUAUGAUGCCCCGGGGACAGGUCAGGCCCCUCACCUACCAGGACUUUGAGAGUGUCUUUUGUAAAUUCCAAGCCAGUAUAUCACAGAAAGAGAUUGACACGUACACUGAGUGGAACAAAAUGUUCGGCUGCAGCCAGUGAAAAGAUAGAUUCCGCCCUUGAGAAAAAGAGGCAUACACAAUUCCUCCCCUCAGGGCAGAAGCAUUGUGCUGGAGGGAAAGGCACACAGAAGGCCAACACAAGCCCACUGAGUUCUCGCAAGCAGGGUUUAGACGCACCGAGAGACCUGGUUUGAUGAGACAACUGGCAAUUUUGCAGUUAAUGAGCAAGAGUUUUAGUUUGAAUGCUUGACACUCCAGAAAGCCAGGCAUUGUUUACACAUUGCAAGCAAGUUGGCUUGAGAAGAGACGCCCCAGUGUCUGUGUAUAUAUAUAUUGUUAUGUUCUUGUUCUUGACAUUUAGUUGGCUAUCCAAGUGCCUGAAGUGGUGCUUUCUGAUUUUCUUUGUUUAUUUGCCUCACAAUCUACAUUCAUGGCAUGAGCUGAUGAUUAUUAAGAGCUUUAAAACUUCAGCUGUGAGUCUGAAAAACAGAGAAUGACAGUUGCCAUCGGUGGUGGUCAAUCAUUCUUUAUUGUCUUGCUAAGAGCAGUAAUCCAUCAGGGCGGCAGUAGUCUGGGCCCUGACGCGCACUUAUCUCUCCUGUGUCUGCAAAACAAACAAGCGUAACAAACAAAACUCAGGAAAGCGUUUGUGAAUUGUACAGUACCUCAAGAUAUCUUGAUGAAAAAGCACUAAGAUCUGAGAGGUGAAUCCAAGGGGGUUUGGCAGUUUAUGUUUUAGCGAAGCAGUGUUAGGUUUACCUCAUCUGGCUAGGAUAAAUAGCAAAGAGGUGACAAUGAAUGUACUAGAUAUUUUCUGGAAUGAUGGAACAUAAUCAAUAGUGAGUAAAACAGUAUUUCUUUUUUUAUUUCCUCACAGCAGGUGCUUUAGUUACCUGUUUCUACUUGACCAAUCCUGAAGCUUUUUGUCAUUGCUUAAAAAAAAAAAGAAAAAAAGAAAAUUUAAAAAACCUCAAAGCUGUCACCCAGCUGUUUGGUUAUGGGGUUUUAUGAGAAGAGCAGGUGUUGGGGUGAUGGUGUUGUAUAUUUAUUAAAACAACCAUAAUCAACAUUGUUUAUAUUACGCUAUCUAGGCUAUAGGGUUAGGCUGCAUGGAGGCUCCAUCAGUUUGUCAGCUAAAUUCUCCGCAAAAUAUCAGCUCAUUUGUCAGUGAGGGGAGAUGUACUCUCUGACGUGGAUCAACUUGAUGCUAAAAACACCUCCAAAAAAUGUAAAGGAAUUAUUUUGGGAAAUACACCAAUUUGACUUUCUUACUGAGAGUUAAAUGAAAAGAUCCAGCUACUGCCAUCAGCCGUUAGCUUAGCUUAGCAUAACAACUGAAAGCAGGGAAACAGCUAGCUCUGUCAGAAGGUAUCAAAAUCUGAUUUAUAUUUUGCUUAUUUAACCCUUAACGAGCUGCAGCAUUAUAUUGAAAGGACAAACAUGAAAGUGGUAUCGACCUUCUCAUCUAACUCUCGGGCAAGAAAGUAAAUAAGCGUAUUUCCCAAAAUGUCAGACUACUCUUUUUAAAUCACAGUGAUCAAAGACUAUUUACUGUAUCUCUUUGUGUGAAUUAAAUGUUUGACUUAUUGUCAUUUUAAUAAGUUUACUCCGGUUGAUUUCAGCCAGAAAAGCUGUGUUGGAGAUCAGUAAGCAGCUCAUCUGUUGCGUUCAAGGAAAAUCUGUUUUCAUAACAGUGAACUAGCUCAUUCCAGAUAUCCUCCUAGUUGUUGAACAGGUGUCACAACCUAGAUAUGGAAAUACGGAUUUUGCAAAGUUGCCUUGUCACUCACACUGUUUAGCUGUUUUUAAACUGGAUUAUCUGUAGAAUUGGAUGCCAGUGCUGUAAUUUAAAUCAGACAAGGUCAUUCAUCCAUAUCUUACAUGCCUAUAUUUUUUACAAGUGGGGAAAGUGUUUUUGCUGGAGGUCAGAGGUCAUUUCAUAAUAGCAAUUCUGAUUGAUUGACUCACAAACAGAAACAAUUUGAAUCAAAUAUGUUUUAUCCAAAAUGACGAACUAAACCAAUUCAAACACAAUUCUUUCUUGUCUGUAACUGUAUUGAUCAGUUUUAUUGUUCAUUAUAUUUACACAGAUGGCAUCUAAAUGCAUUCGGAUACACACUUUGUAAAAGCUUUGUAACAUGAGUGCGGAAUUGUGGCUCGAGUCUUAAAAGUCCUUCAUCCCUGAAGGUUAUCUGUUGCCCAUUGUGUUGCAUUGGAAUGUAUUUCUUUCCCUUCCUUGUCACCGUGUAACAAGCUGUCCGUUAGCUCCUCUGCUGUGACACAGGAGUACUUAAGAUAGUUUAAUGUAUGUGCACUAAAGCAUUUUGUGUGUAAUAUUGUUUUGUUGAAAUGUAUUUGCUUUGUCUGUCUGGUAUUUAUCCUGAAGGAGGUUUAAUUUGUCUGAACCGAUGAUCAGUUAUACACUUUUAUUGUACAUCCUGUUUUUAUUUUUUGCUUAAAUAUAAUAGCAGUGAAGUAGGAGCUACAUACUGUAUGUCCAGGCCCACUCUGCGUUGCUAUCUCUGGUCAAGGCAGCAUCAGUGCAGCACCUGAUGUGGUUGGAAAAGUUCUGCUGAGCGUCAGCAAAAUUGACGGAAAAGGAAAGACAGCCAGGCAGUGUGGCGGCAGCACAGGGGGGAAGCAGAGUGGUCCGUCAGAAAAGCACCCUCAAAACAAUCUGUACCAGAAUUCCUUCUGUCAGCAAAUCCUCUGGAGAGAGAGUCCCUUUAGACAGAGAAACCUACUAAUGCACUUCAGAGCACACAACAACAGCACAGGCGUUCUCUCUCCCCCCUCCGUUCUCCACAGCCGACGAACAAACGACUUGAAACACAUCGUUCAACGCUACGCUUGUUUGUUGCGUGUUUUGUGGCUCUUUUGUCUUGACCUUUUUUCUACAUGGUGUUUUAAAUCUAGCUUCUUUUUCUUUUCUUUUGAAACCUUUCUUCAAAUGGAUGCUAGAGUUCUUCUUUAAAGCAUUUCUACCUCAUGGCUACAGAACACACGUGGUAUUUUGAUUUACGUCUUUCCAAAUGUCAGACAUUUGUGAAAAAUGCAUUGAGAGAAAAAAAAAAUAAUAAAAAUGAAGUGGAGAGAAUAACACCAGGAAGUUUUGCGCAGUCUACCUCAGAUGACUGUACUUAAAACAUUUAGCUGAUGGUGCAACCGCAGGCUGCAGCAUAGCCUAGUGUGUAUGUGUGUGUCACUGUGUGUCAGAUCGGAGCUAUAGGCGAAACACACACACACACACACAGAUUUACACCGACGUCAAAAACACACUCACAAGCGAUUUGUGAGGAAGGAAGGGUUGGGGUCGACCUAUAGGUGACCUGGAAAUGUAUAAUCCAAUACAUUUGCUUUAAUCUUUUGUGAACUACUGUGGUUGUGCGCGUGUGAAUGUGUAUAUACGUGGGCACACUCUUCUUUUUUUUAUUUAGUGUGUUGAAUUUUAUAAAUUGUUAGUAUAUAUAACACACUUGCACAACUUUAAACCAGAGUGUAACGUGUUUCUGUUGUACAUACUUAUACAUACAAUACAAAAUGCACCACUUGUUUAUAUGUGUGAAUAUGUUGCCAUACUUGCAGUCAAUGUAUUUUCAUGUAAUCUUAGGUACAAGCAGCAACAAACAAUUCAUUAAAGACAUUUUCUUGGGAGAUUA
Molecule: messenger RNA, 6226 nt
Organism: Cottoperca gobio
Lineage: Eukaryota; Metazoa; Chordata; Actinopteri; Perciformes; Bovichtidae
Product: fidgetin-like
Exons: 4
Coding region: 325-2607 (760 amino acids)
Molecular function (GO): ATP hydrolysis activity; microtubule severing ATPase activity; ATP binding
Source: RefSeq, a predicted model, not a curated record